AUGUCGUCCUUACUGAGCUGUUGUCUGAAGACGAGGCGGAAAGCGGAGGAGUGGAAAGAAAUUAAGGAGGCCGAAGAGAAUUCCGAGAAGAAACCGGAAUGGACCCUUCCCUUAAAUCCUAUCAUGCUUCAGGGUUUCGAAUGGCACGUGCCAGCUGACCAGAACCAUUGGAAGCGCCUACAAAGGGUCCUCCCAAAUCUGAAAGACAUCGGAGUCGAUAAUAUCUGGAUACCCCCGGGAUGCAAAGGCAUGGAAUCGAACGGAACAGGAUACGACGUUUAUGACCUCUAUGACGUGGGUGAGUUCUACCAGAAAGGCUGCCGAGCGACAAGAUGGGGCUCUAAAGAGGACUUGCAUGAACUUGUACAAUCUGCACAAGAUCUCGAUAUUGGAAUCAUCUGGGAUACUGUCUUGAACCAUAAAGCCGGGGCCGAUUUCACCGAGAAAUUCCCGGCCGUGAAAGUAGACCCUAAAAACAGAAACACUGUGAUUUCGAAGCCGGAGGAAAUUACGGCUUGGGUGGGAUUUGACUUUCCAGGUCGCAAGGGGAAGUACAGCUCUAUGAAGUAUCAUUAUCGACAUUUUAAUGGCGUGGACUGGGAUGAAUCUCGAAAACAAAAUGCCAUAUACAAGAUUGCCGGUCCCCAGAAGAAGUGGUCCCAGGAUGUCAGCAGUGAACACGGCAACUAUGAUUAUCUGAUGUUUGCCAAUCUGGACCAAAGCCACCCCGCGGUGCGUGCAGACCUCUUUAAUUGGGCGGAAUGGAUUGGAACCGAGUUCGCCCUCAGCGGUAUGCGAAUCGACGCAGCCAAGCAUUACUCUGCUGUAUUCCAGAGAGACUUUGUGGAUCAUCUUCGAAAAACGGUGGGAGGAAACUAUCUCUUGGUGGGCGAGUACUGGCGAGGAGAGGUGGAGUAUCUUCUGAAUUACCUCAAAAUAAUGGAAGGUCGCGUUUCGCUAUUUGACGUGCCACUGCUGGGGCGGAUUUCAGAAAUUUCUCAAACAGAAGGUGGUGAUUUGCGGAAGAUAUUUAAAGGCACAUUGGUGGAACACAGCCCUGGCCACGCCGUGACAUUUGUGGGAAACCAUGAUACUCAACCCGGCCAGUCAUUAGAGACAAUAGUCGUGCCAUUUUUCAAAGAGAUUGCUUAUGCUUUAAUUCUUCUGAGAAGUCAAGGCCAACCGUGCGUUUUUUAUGGUGAUCUAUACGGACUUCAAGGCGGACCAAAUUCUUUGAACUCUCCAUCUUGCCAGAGAAAGCUCGCAGUAUUGAUGCGCGCGAGAAAGUUAUAUGCUUACGGCGAGCAGCGCGAUUACUUCGACAAAAGAAAUUGUAUAGGGUUCGUGCGAUAUGGAAAUGUGAUGUACCCUUAUGGUAUUGCUUGCAUCGUCAGCAACACGGUUGCAGCCUACAAGAAGAUGUAUGUGGGGAGACGGCACGAAGGAGAGGAAUGGACAGACAUACUGGAAUUGUGUGCAGAAACAGUCAUCAUCGAUAAUCGAGGCUAUGGGGUAUUCCCUGUGGCUGCGAAGAGCGUUAGCGUGUGGGUACAUGAAAAAGCCUGGGAAAGAAAGAGCCUUACUCGACCCUUCAACGGAAAUAUUUACCAACAAUAG
Messenger RNA from Penicillium waksmanii, 1617 nucleotides. RefSeq names its product alpha-amylase. The record is from RefSeq and is a predicted model, not a curated record. Gene Ontology annotation, biological process: carbohydrate metabolic process. Gene Ontology annotation, molecular function: calcium ion binding; hydrolase activity, hydrolyzing O-glycosyl compounds. Lineage: Eukaryota; Fungi; Ascomycota; Eurotiomycetes; Eurotiales; Aspergillaceae. The coding region runs from base 1 to 1617 and encodes 538 amino acids. The transcript has 8 exons.